Messenger RNA from Pyrus x bretschneideri (Chinese white pear), 1830 nucleotides. RefSeq names its product putative dihydroflavonol 4-reductase. The coding region runs from base 700 to 1722 and encodes 340 amino acids. The transcript has 3 exons. Lineage: Eukaryota; Viridiplantae; Streptophyta; Magnoliopsida; Rosales; Rosaceae. The record is from RefSeq and is a predicted model, not a curated record.
AACCUGCAGCCAAGUGAAAGAAGCUCAUGGCAGUCCACGAGCAACACUGCCAACAAGGGCAAACAACAAAGAGAAGGGUGGGGGUGCAAGGAACACCCGACCCAGUGCAAGCACCAUAUCAAAGCACACCAACUCGAAACACCACAACAAAUUGCGGUAAAUGGUGAUUGAAGCUUGGAAAUUAGAUGAAUAUGGAUGAGAGACAGAGGGAGAGAAGAAGGCAAAUCGACCAAUAAAACCAGGGAAGAAAAUAACGGAUGAAAGAGGAAAAAGAGAGGAAGAAAGAAACAAAAGAAAACCCACGGAUCCCAACCGGAGCUAGGAUCGACAGCACCAGAAUUGAACUACCACUCACACAACUCGGUGAGAUUAACCCUCCCACAUAGGGAAGGUCUCUCACGGAGAAAGGAAAGUUUCGGGUUUUUAGAAUACUGAUGCACACACUAUACAUUCUUCUUCUUUUAAGUUUGGUUUCUAUUCAUGGUAAUUGUAUUGUAACUCGAUCAUGAAUGCAAAUUUCAGUAAAACAAAAAGAAAAUUAGUUUUUAAUUUUUACCAAAAAAAAAAAAAAAAAUUUUGACUUGGGCACGCAAAUCAACUUCAUUGAAGUGGAAUCAACCAACUCUUCUUCUUCAAAAGUCAAAAUAACAGUAAUCUUCUUCACCUGGGACACACAGCAGCCGAUCACUUUAAUCAGACAUGAAGAUACUCGUCACCGGCGCCUCCGGUUACUUAGGCGGAAGAUUAUGCCGCGCACUACUGAAACAAGGCCACUCCGUCCGCGCCCUCGUCCGCCCCACCAGCGACCUCUCCUCCCUUCCUCCACCGUCAUCCACCGGUAACGCUUACCUCGAGCUUGUCUACGGCGACGUCACUGACUACGAAUCCCUCCUCUCCGCCUUCUCCAACUGCGAAGUCGUUUUCCACGCCGCCGCCGUCGUGGAGCCCUGGCUUCCCGACCCCUCCAAAUUCUUCUCCGUCAACGUCGGGGGAUUGAAGAACGUGCUGCGAGCGGUCCGGGAGACGAAGACCGUACAGAAAAUCAUCUACACGUCGUCGUUUUUCGCGCUCGGAUCAACCGACGGCGGCGUCGCUGACGAGACGCAGGUCCAUCACGAGAAGUUCUUCUGCACGGAGUACGAGAGAUCGAAAGCCGCCGCCGAUAAAAUCGCGCUGCGAGCCGCACAGCAAGAGGAGCUGCCGUUGGUGCUGCUUUAUCCCGGAGUCAUCUACGGCCCCGGAAAGCUCACCGCCGGCAACGUCGUCGCUCGGUUGGUCGUCGAGCGAUUCAACGGCCGGUUGCCGGGGUACAUUGGCUCCGGGAACGACAGGUAUUCGUUUAGCCAUGUGGACGACGUCGUAGACGGCCAUAUCAGAGCAAUGGCAAAAGGUCGAACAGGUGAGAGGUAUCUGCUGGCAGGCGAAAACGCGUCGUUUAAGCACGUUUUCGAUGUGGCGGCGGUGAUCACACAAACCGGCAGGCCGAAAUUUGGGAUCCCAUUGUGGCUGAUUGAGGUGUACGGAUGGGCGUCUGUUCUUUUCUCUCGGAUCACUGGGAAGCUUCCCCUGAUUAGUCCUCCGACUGUUUAUGUUCUGAGGCAUCAGUGGGCGUAUUCGUACGAGAAGGCGAAGGCCGAGCUGGGUUAUAAUCCUAGAGGAUUGAAAGAAGGAUUGGGGGAGGUGUUGCCAUGGCUCAAGAGCUUGGGUUUGAUCAGAUACUAAUCCUAUCAACUUUAUGUUGUUAACUAGUGAAACUUUUCGGUAGAACAGAAUGUGGUGCUAUGCAACAAUGUGUUGAUAUCAAGUUGGUGUUUUUGAUUUGUGUGUUAA